AUAUACACGUCGAUAUAGGUAGCGCGUCGUUCGAGGGUGACGUUAAGUUUUUGACUGCUUGGGUAUCAAAUAUUAUUUUAUCAGUGAAAAGUAUUUAAUAUACUACAGUUUGGAAAAUUCAUUUUAACAUGUCGUCGAGUGAUAUAAAUAUGUUGGUCGAUAUGGGUUUUAGCAUGUCUAAAGCGGAAAAAGCUUUAGAAAUCACUGGAAACAAAGGCGUUGUUCCAGCAAUGGAAUGGCUCUUGGCUCAUUCAGAUGAUGCAGAACCAUCAUCUGAACCACCUAUUGCUGAAAGCGCACCACCGUCAAUUGAUCAUACACCAGUUCAAGAUGACACUGCUAAUUCUAGCGGUCAAGUAUCUACCACAGAAGUGGCUAAAUCUAUGAAAUGCGACGUAUGUGGGAAAUUGUUCAAGUCCAAUUUGGAAGUCGAAUUUCAUGCGACAAAAUCUGGACACAAUACAUUUUCCGAAAGCACAGAGGAGAAAAAGCCCCUUUCGGACGAGGAAAAGAGAGAACAACUACGAAUAUUGACAGAAAAGUUAAAGCAGAAGAACAAAGAACGGGAAGAACAAGAAAAGAGAGAUGCACAAGAAAGAGAAAAAAAUAGAAUACGUUCUGGAAAGGAAAUGGCUCAAGCUAAAAGAAAGUUAGAGGAGUUAGAAAUGAAAAAGCUUUUAGAAGAAAGAAAACGUGAAAAAGAGGAGGAGAGAUUAGCACGGCAAAGGGUAAAAGAACAAAUUGAAGCCGAUAAAGCUGCCAGACGGGCUAAAGCAAAUGUUGAACAAGUACCUAAGGAACCUCCUUCUGUGCCUUCAUCCUCUACAACUCUUCAUAGGAAAGAAUAUAAUGAAACAAAAUUGCAGAUUAGACUGACUAAUGGGCAAACAUUAACGCAAAGCUUUGGAAGUAAAGAACAAUUAUCUGCUGUAAGAUUGUUUAUUGAAAUUAAUAGGACAGAUGCACCUGGUCCAUUUAAUUUAAUGACAAAUUUCCCAAAGAAAAUUUUUACAGAAGAUGAUUAUGAUACUCCAUUGGACGUGUUAGGCUUAGUACCAUCUGCAGUUGUAAUUGUGCAGAAGAAAGCAGAGUGAACAUCAUGAAUAUCAGCUUGCAAUGCAAUCAGUAACAUGAUUUGUAAGCUAAUGUACCAAUUUAUAAUGUCUUACAGAUUCUUUAUAAAGAAAACAGAAUUUUAAGUAUUUCUUCAUUUGUAAUUUACAAGAGGUACACGUUUCUAUGAUAUUUGUUAUUUAACUAUAGUAUAAUUUGCAAACACGAAGG
This is a messenger RNA of Megachile rotundata (alfalfa leafcutting bee), 1284 nucleotides long. Its product is annotated as UBX domain-containing protein 1. Gene Ontology annotation, biological process: negative regulation of proteasomal ubiquitin-dependent protein catabolic process; negative regulation of protein K48-linked deubiquitination; negative regulation of protein ubiquitination. The record is from RefSeq and is a predicted model, not a curated record. Gene Ontology annotation, cellular component: cytoplasm; nucleus. NCBI's taxonomy places the organism in Eukaryota, Metazoa, Arthropoda, Insecta, Hymenoptera, Megachilidae. Gene Ontology annotation, molecular function: K48-linked polyubiquitin modification-dependent protein binding.